AUGUCCAUCGACACCACCAGCACCCGCGUAGGGCAGCCGGAAAAAUCCACAUCCACCCUCGAAUCCAAGCCCCUCUCUUCCUACACCCUCAAGAAGCGGUUAUGGCGACCCUAUGUCACCCCCUUUGAGGAAAUCAUUGCCAAAAAGUGCCAGGGGCAGGGCACAGCGGAAGACCCUUAUAUCGUCGACUGGCUCCCGAACGAUAAGGAAGACCCGCAGAACUGGCCGAGCGCGUACAAGUGGACCACUAUCUUUGUUGUUAGCUGGAUGACCCUAGCCGUUGCCCUCAGUUCCUCAGCCUACUCUGGUGGUAUCGCCGAUAUCAUGAUGGACUUUGGAGCCAGUCGUGAGCUCGUCAUUGCCGGUAUCGCCCUAUUCGUCGUCGGUUUCGCUUUCGGUCCUCUCUUCUGGGCGCCCCUUUCCGAAAUAUUUGGUCGUCGAAUCGUCUACAUCAUCUCUUACGCCUUCCUCACCCUCUGGACUGGUGCCGCUGCCGGCGCCAAGAACAUUGGUCAGCUCCUCGUAUUCCGAUUCCUCGCCGGUCUCUUUGGCUCUUCCCCUCUUGCCAACGCCGGGGGUACCAUCACCGACGUCCUGAACGCCAACCAGCGAGGUCUCGGUAUGGCCUUCUUCUCUGCCGCCCCCUUCCUCGGUCCUUCCCUCGGUCCCAUCACUGGUGGUUUCCUCGGCUUGACCCAGGGCUGGCGAUGGAUCGAAGGAUUCCUCUGUAUCUUCUGUGGUGUCCUCUUCAUCGUCGGCAUCCUCUUCUGCUCCGAGACCUAUGCGCCCAUGCUCCUCCGUAGGCGCGCCCAGCUCCUCAGCAAGGUCACCGGCAAGGUCUACAGGUUCAGGGGCGAUGCCAAGAAGCCGCUCGAGAUUGGAAGCAUGUUCAAGAUGAGCUUGAUCCGUCCUUGGAAAUUCUUGUUCCUCGAGCCCAUCGUCACCAUCCUCUCUAUCUACACUGCCCUCAUCUACGGUAUCCUCUACCUCUUCUUUGCCGCCUACCCCAUCAUCUUCCAAUCCGGCCACGGGUGGAACACGGGUAUCGGCGGUCUUGCCUUCGUCGGUGUCCUUAUUGGUACCAUCCUCUCUGUCCUCCUCUCCAUCUACGUGUCCAACCCGCAAUACGUCAGGAUUGCCAAGAAGAAGGGCGGUAGGGCCGACCCCGAGGACCGAUUGCCUCCUGCCAUGUGGGGUGGUGCUCUGAUCGUCAUCGGUCUUGCCGGUACCGCCGCCACCGACGGUCCCAACGUCCACUGGGUCGCACCCAUCAUCUUUGGUGUGCCUUUCGGCUGCGGUAUCAUUGUCGUCUUCCUCUCCAUCCUCGGCUACCUCGUCGACUCUUACACCAUCUACGCCGCCUCCGUCCUCGCUGCCAACUCUGUCCUUCGAUCUCUGUUUGGUGCCGCCUUCCCCCUCUUUACGGUCCAGAUGUUUGACAAGAUGGGUGUGCACUGGGGUGUCGCCCUCCCCGGGUUCUUGUCCCUCGCGUGUAUCCCCGCCACAUACGUCUUUUACAAGUACGGCGCCCAAAUCCGCGCCAAGUGCAAGUACUCUGCCGACGCCGAAAAGCAAAUGGCCAUGAUCAUGGCUGCGCGUAUGGCCCAGGCCAAGCAGGAAGACGAAGAAGCCCGGGCGGAGGGUAAGGAGGUCGUUUACCAACCGGCGCAGGGUGAUGGGGUGGAUACGCAGCCGACCGAGCAGGAAGGCGGUCUUGGGAGGAUUUCGUCUAGGGCGGGCGAGUAUGCGCCCAGGGCGAGCUUUAGUGGGACCAGACCUGUUUCGGUACCCAACCCUGAAAACCCCACUUCCACCAUCGUCGGAUCCACCUCUGCCACCGCCACUGGCGCUACCGGGGCACCUUCUACGGGCGCACCCCUGAGCAGGGUGGCGACGCACCAGCACCACGAUUGGACGACGUAUGAAGCGUUGGCGGGGAGGGAUGAGAAUGAUUUGGAGGAUGAGGAGAGGGUGAGGUUGGGCGAGUUGCAUGAGCAGUUUGAUGGACGGCUUAAAAAGUAG
Cryptococcus wingfieldii CBS 7118 is the source of this 2022-nucleotide messenger RNA. RefSeq names its product multiple drug resistance protein. Gene Ontology annotation, biological process: transmembrane transport. The record is from RefSeq and is a predicted model, not a curated record. The transcript has 4 exons. Gene Ontology annotation, molecular function: transmembrane transporter activity. The coding region runs from base 1 to 2022 and encodes 673 amino acids. NCBI's taxonomy places the organism in Eukaryota, Fungi, Basidiomycota, Tremellomycetes, Tremellales, Cryptococcaceae.